AUGGGAGCUGAGGCAGCAGUUGCUGUUCAGCCAGGGGCUGGAUUGUGGAUCAUGGCAUCGAUCCUGCUCUUUGGUUUGAUAUUCUCGGUGUCUGCAACAGCUCCUGAAGUCUGGAUGCAAAGUGCCCCUCCAGGUUUGUUGAAGACUGAAUGCCGCGACAGUGUCUUUUGGGUUGGACUGAAUAAGGAUUUUCUUGCCGGGAAGUUCUGGCAGAUCAGCGUUGUUGAUCCUGCUGGUAAAAUCUAUCUCGUUACACCAAGGUUGGCUUCACAAUGUGGGUACACCAUUACAGUGGAUUUGUGGAAUAAUGUUGAAUUCCGUGCCUCUAUCCUCAGCUGCUGUGUACAUAUUGUGAAUGAUGAACAGUUCAACCUCACUGUACAAAUACAUGUAGGAACCAACAGGAUAAUGGCUUCAACAUAUGUUCAAACUCUUUCAUGUAUGUAUUCGCCAUGGGCUGCAAGGGAAAUCUUCUGUGAAGAAAACUACAUGCAGGUUUCAGUACAAAGAAAGAUACCACCAAUUGAAGAUGAUUAUGCACAUGAUUCUCAGGACUGGUCUCUAAUUCUUCCAGAAGCAAGUAGUGCAGAAAGUGGAAUAUGGCAAGUGGUAUUCCAUAUAUCUGGUGACAAAAGGACUAUGACUGUCAAAGAAGCACAUCAGAUGAAUUAUGGAAUCAAUAGUACAAUGUCUCGCAUAUUGCUUCGUGCUCCAUAUCAUACAAAUGAGGCUCAAACUGUUUUGGUCCAUGGUGUGCCCUUGUCAGUGAUACGAUCAAGUACUUUUUAUAAACAGCACUGGAUGAUUCUUGUUGUUGACACUGCUGUGGCUUGUCCUCUGGAUGGUACUUCAUUCACUGAUGACCUAAUCAUCUGGACAGUGCCAAGAAUCUUCACUCCAAUCGUCACCAGUGCAGUUCAUCAGGACAACACCUCCAUGGGAGUAAAUGGGAUCAAGUUGAAUUCCACAACGAUGGGAGAAAGAAACUAUACCAUUGAUAAAAAUGAUACAGCCCUUGCUAUAAGGGUCCCCAUUGGAGCACAGGAUGGAUAUUACAAGAGCCAUGUGGUGGAUGGACAGUAUGGUAUAAAGUACAGCAUCAAUUUGUUUUUGGAGCAUCUGUGGGAAGAUGAAGCAUGGGGACUGAAUAAAAUCAACGUGAUCCACCCAGUUACUACACCCUUUAUACCUCAGCCCUUGGUUCUCAUUGACGAUACCAUUCCUGAGCAAUGGCUGUUCAAUGUCUCACUGGGCAACUUCCUUCCUGAUGUAGAACUCACCAAGCUCACUCUGGGCACACAGUCCUUCCCUGUGGAUGAAGAAACCCUGAGAUUUAAUGUGUACACUGGGACUAACCCAAAUGAGACCACCUUAAAUAGAAUCUUCAUCCUGGAGGUUCCCAUGGAGUCACCAGUCGUAGACAGAAAGUAUAUAGGUGAUGGUGUUGAACAAUAUACUCUUGAUGUCAUCUACACAAUGACUGUGGUUCCAGAAAAUCUAACGUUCACACAUCCAGCUCAUUUAAUACAUCAGCACACAAUAGUACUUCCUGUGGCAGAUGGCUUUUGUGAUGAAGAGAACGUGACCUUGGUGGUAACACAUGGAACGUCAGAUCGGUACUGGAUUCCUUUCAUUGGAAACGUGCAGCUCACCCCUCACUCUGCUGAGCAGAGAGGUUAUCACCUGAGCGAGAAUGAUACCCACUCAGUAAUAACCAUUCCACGUGAUGCAGCCGAAGUUGUUCAUGAGGCAAUAAAUGAGCAAGGUCUUCGCAACAGGUUUGAGUUCAAAUUCAGGGAUAAUGAAACCCUGGAAGUCCUGGUCAACUUUUCUGUUUCUUGCAGCUUUUCAAUAAGUGACUUGAUAACAUGCUUUCCAAGUGGAAGAAUUGUCGUCACUGUUCUGAAGCUGGAAGCAUUGUUGGGAGUGGAUGGGAAAAUGAUGCUGAAAGAUAAAACCUGUAGACCAAAGGAGAGGAGUGCCUCCAAGGUCACAUUUGAUUUUUCUGCAAAUACGUGUGGAACGAGUAGAAGGUUUGAGGAGGACUACAUGAUCUAUGAGAAUGAAGUGGCUUUCUUCAAAAAAUCAGCACCAGCUAGUGAUCCACUAUAUCGGCUUGCAGUAUCCUGUCAUUACCAUGUAAAUGAUACUCUGCAUCUUCAGUUUGAACAUCAAGUGAAUCCUCAGCCAACUGUUGUACCUGGAUAUGGACCCCUUGUCUUGGUAAUGGAACUUGCCAAAGAUGUGUCCUAUUCUGCCCUGUAUGAGGAAGGUGACUAUCCAGUUGUGAAGUAUCUGACUGAUCCUGUCUAUGUUGAAGUGCAGCUGCUACACAAUGAGGAUCCACAAAUUGAAUUGUUCCUGCAAGACUGUUGGGCAACUGCGUCACCGGCCAGACGUAGCAUUCCACAGUGGCCUCUAAUUAUCAACAGCUGUGAGAACAAAGCUGACUUGUAUAGAACCACCUUCCACCCAGUAGCCAAGAGUGAGAGGGUUAAAUAUCCUGUUCACUUCAAAAGGUUUGAAGUCCAGAUGUUUACUUUCACCUUGGGCAAUUAUACUGAGGAACAGGUGUAUUUCCACUGCAGUGUAGCUUUGUGCAGGAAGGAUCCAGUAAAUAGAUUCCUGUGUCCAGGUCAAUGUGUACCAAGGAAACAACGACUAGGUGACAAUAACCUGUCCUCUUCCAGGGCAGUCCUGAUUGGAAGCUCAGCCAUAAUUGUUACUUUAAUGGUGCUUGGUGUCAUCAGUUGUAAGUGCCAAAUGAAAAAAUUGGACUAA
Molecule: messenger RNA, 2781 nt
Organism: Hemiscyllium ocellatum (epaulette shark)
Lineage: Eukaryota; Metazoa; Chordata; Chondrichthyes; Orectolobiformes; Hemiscylliidae
Exons: 21
Coding region: 1-2781 (926 amino acids)
Source: RefSeq, a predicted model, not a curated record